UACAUGUACUGUAGACAAUAUAAAUACAAAUAUAAUGCAAAAGAACCAUUAAUCACCGGUGGGGAUCAAGUCAACAUGUUGUGGUUCAGUUCGUCUCUGGCCGUAGGGGCGCAAUAGCUUAUUUAGUAGAAACAUAGUCGUUAUAAAUUUGUGUAUGCGCGAAGACAGUUGGAGAAAUCUAAGAGAUCUUUCCCGAAAAUAAUUAAAAUUUUGUGAAGUGAAAGAGUGAAAAGCCAUGUGGCUGUACAUAUUCAUCGCGCUUGCCCUCGCGCUGGCCUGGGCCUACACGCGCUGGGCCAAGGUCAAACGCUUCUGGGCUGACCGCGGCGUACCACAUCUGCCCAUCCAUCCCAUAUACGGAAGCCUCGACUUUUUAACACAAGAAAAUCCAGGGUCAUGGAUGCGAAGAAUGUACGAGCGGUACAAGGGGCCCUACGUGGGCAUGUGGCUGUUUUGGAGACCAGCUCUGAUCAUCAAUUCCCCUGAAAUCGCACGCAGAGUCCUUGUCAAAGACUCGGACAACUUCAGGAACAGAUUCCUGGGAACGGGGAUCUCAAAAGGGGAUCCCAUUGGAGGUCUCAAUCUUUUCACUACAAAUGAUCCGGCGUGGAGCAUGAUCCGGCGCCGCCUGACGCCCGUGUUCACGUCCUCGAAGCUGAAGAGCAUGAACGGCCUGAAGCUGGCCAAGUCCAAGGAACUGGCGCAGAGAAUUCACAACGAUAUGGUGGCAAAGAAAGACAUUGAAAUCAGAACUAUGUUCGCAGACUUUACAACGGACAUUAUAGGCAUCGCAGCCUUCGGAGUAGACAGCAACGCCACGCUCACUGGCGAGAGUUCUAUUAGGACCAUCACCAAAGAUUUCAUGGAGUACGACUUCAUCAGAGGGUUGAGCUGGUGCAGCAUUUUCUUCUUCCCCGAACUCGUGAAUAUUUUCAGGUUCCGGUUUUUCCCGAAGCACACGACCGACUACUUCCGAAGGGUGUUCCGCUCGAUGCUGGCGCAGCGCGGCGGCUACGAGGGCAAGCGCGAGCACAACGACCUCCUCGACGCGCUGCUGCGGAUGAAGCACGAGGCCGAUCUCAACGGGGAAGUAUUGGACGAAGAUGUCGUCAUAGCGCAAGCGAUGAUAUUCAUCCAGGGCGGUUUCGACACUUCAGCAGUGUCCCUCAGCUUCCUGACCUACGAGCUGGCUUUCCAGCCUGAGAUACAGGAUAAACUAUACAACGAGCUAUUGGAAGCAAAGGAAAAGAACGGUGGCGACGAAAAUAUGGAUGGAACUAUUCUGUCUGAGCUCACCUACAUGAACUGUAUUAUUAAAGAAACUCUCAGAAAGUACCCAGCAAUGGGCUACCUGGAUCGGAUCGCCGCCCGGGACUACGAGAUCGACGAGAAGCUGACGAUUCCCGCCGGCACCACCAUCUACGUCAACGCCGUGGGCAUGCACUACGACCCCGACUACUUCCCCGACCCCAUGAAGUUCGACCCCGACCGGUUCCUGCCCGAAAGGGAACACGAGAUCAAGCCGUUCACCUACAUGCCGUUUGGAGAGGGGCCCAGAAAUUGUAUCGGAAUGCGCUUCGCACAACGAGUUAUGUGGCACGCCCUAUCGUCCCUCUUCCUCAAGUACUCCGUCAGACCCAAGCCCAACGCGAAGAGGCCGGAGCAGAUCCAGCUCGAGAGGAAGGCGCUGUUCCUCAUGCCUGAAGACGAACUGUACGUUGACUUUAUACCGAGGAAAUAAAUUGAUUUCUUUCAUUAA
Molecule: messenger RNA, 1759 nt
Organism: Ostrinia nubilalis (European corn borer)
Lineage: Eukaryota; Metazoa; Arthropoda; Insecta; Lepidoptera; Crambidae
Product: cytochrome P450 6k1-like
Exons: 10
Coding region: 236-1741 (501 amino acids)
Molecular function (GO): iron ion binding; monooxygenase activity; oxidoreductase activity, acting on paired donors, with incorporation or reduction of molecular oxygen
Source: RefSeq, a predicted model, not a curated record